AUGACCCCAGACUCCACGAACGAGAACUUUCGACUUCUAGACUUGCCAGUAGAGCUCAUCGUUGAGAUUGCGGUCUGGGCUCAGUUUCUCUGGCUUCACAGCUGUAUGUUCUCUAGAGAACUCGGCGGGCCCGUCAAGCGCCUGCUCUCCGGUGAACCUCCGGCUAUACCGUCUCGUGCUGAACCGUGUUGCCGCGGCGUUCCCGCUUCAACCCUCCCCGGGUGUACGCGAGUCGGUCUCAAUGACAUACCUAAAUCUCCUGCACAUUGCAUGAGCUCUACAUGCCGGCGCUUACGUGACAUACUUUACGGGCCCGACACUCGCAUCUGGCAACUGGACAAUAUCCUAUUCAAAUUUAUCGCCGAGAGGUCUGGUCGCAUACGCUAUAGCCGCGUCGGAAGGGGCGAGAACACACGACUUCGUGAGGUGGAAUACCGCUCGAAGCUCUUGAUUGCCUCUCCCGCCUGCGCCUGCAUCCUAUCCCACAUCCAACCGUUCUUCCAUACACUGGUCGAGCUUAAGCUCGCUGUACCGUGGUAUAGGCCUGCAGCACCUGCAACAAGCAGUGAGCAGUUCCUCAUGCGUCUUCACGACGAGGACUCGAGCGCCCUGCGGUCAGUCGACUUGGAGAUCUACGAAUGUCGUGAUGCCCCGCGUCAACCGAUGAUACGCUUGCUCUCAUGCCACCAGCUGGAGUUCUGCAACAUUACGAAUGCCGCGCACUUCUACGCCAGUCCACAUCUGACCUUCCUACGCAUCUACUUCCCUAUCUCUCGCGGCCCUCGAUUUGGCGAGGAGUUCUGGGCUGGAUUGGGAACGUGCGCCCCCAGCCUACAGCACCUAGAGCUCGACGUCGCGGGAGGGCACUUUACAGGCGGCGAAACCUUCGUGGACCUCCGUCGACUUGCAUAUCUCAAGGUGGUCGCACCUUCUCGAGAUUGUGCUUGGCUAUUACAGGCGUUGCAGAUGCAGCCUGACGUGGACAUGCACUUGGAACCAGUGGUGGACUGGAGGUUCGGCGCUGCCGCUCAAGUUGCACAGGUCGUACACGUAGGCCAGAGUGCGCCAGUGCAGGUACCCUUCGCGGCCAUAGAGACCGCUGGUGAUCUCGCGGGGGACCUUCGGCCUCACAGCGUCUGGAGAUUCCUUUGCGCUGUGGCAGUACCGGAUCACACUGCAGGCGUGUUUCACGUCCCAGCCCUCUUGCCAUCGGAGCCUAGUGACUGGCAGCGAGCUGUGAAAUCUAUUGGUCUUGACGUCCGUCUAGAUCCCUCGACGGCCACAUGGGAACGGGCCUGUGCGCGAUUCCCCGAACUUAUCGCCGUGCACUUCGGUACAACUGCGCUGGACCACAUCAGACUCUUUCCCUGCCUUGCCACCGACGCUUCGCUGCACGCAGGUCCGGCGGCGACACAACACGCAGAUCGAUCCGUCAUCUUCAGAGACGGGAUCUGGAGAGCGGAUGCUCGGGAGACAUUGUACGAACCUCGCCUGGCUGCACCGCUUCACGAUGCCAUGUCGCAUAUCACCCGUGCGCUAGCUGGGGAGAAUGCCGAUGCCGGUUUCACGGGGUUUCAUAACGUGCUGGCCGUGGUCCUCUUGCCCUUGUCUUGGAAGCCGGCCUAUUCACUAGGCUGGGCGUCCGUCCUGGAGCAUCUCGUCAAGUUAGAGCACCUUGUGUUAACAUGCAAUCAUCUGUGUCAACCUGAUGAGGCGUUCUCCGAAACCGCUGAGGGGCUUCUCGCUCCAGCUCAUCUAGCAGCCUUGGCGGUGUUUCUUAACGACGUGCGCUCUCGCGCGGGUUAUCCAUGCCGCCGGCUGCGGCUCGUUCAGCUCGGAUCACCGCAACAGUUCGCCUCAGGCGCUUAUGAUCUAGCCACGACGUGGGAGGAGCAAGUGAACACGCCGGCGAGAAUCAAAGCCACAGGUGUUCGCAUCGCGUGUACCGUAUUAUGA
Peniophora sp. CBMAI 1063 is the source of this 1956-nucleotide messenger RNA. The record is from the annotation of a GenBank genome assembly. NCBI's taxonomy places the organism in Eukaryota, Fungi, Basidiomycota, Agaricomycetes, Russulales, Peniophoraceae.